AUGGAACUGAGCUAUGAGAAAGUGGAAGCCUUCAUGAAGGUGAAAGUUCCGCAGGAAAUCGAAGAUGAAAUUCUCGCAACGUAUGCGGCGUUCAGUCUGGAGCAUGACAUGACACUGGAUGAGCUGGAGAAGUACUUUGAGCAGCUGGAGCUGCCGCGAGAGCUCACCAAGAUUAUUCCCAGAAAUGAACUGGUCAUAGAGGGGACCAACGUUGUGGACUUUGCCAAACUGCUUACAAGUACGUAUCAUCUGUUGAUCUUUAUGAACAACGAGAAGACUAUCUCGGAGAUGUGGUCGUUGCUAGUAGAGGGCUGCGGCAGAGACCGGGACUUUCCCCAGGUGCAGCUGAAAAAUCACGUCUUGAGUUUGAAGGAUCUGCAGAAGAUCAGGAACUACAUUGGCGUCGAGCAGUCCAGCGGGAUCGUCGAGAUGAUCAGUGUCGCCACGGAUGGCAGAAGAGUGUAUAUGACAUAUUUGGACUUCGCCUAUGUACUGGGUAAAUUGGGAUAUUUAAGGUUUUAG
Molecule: messenger RNA, 522 nt
Organism: Torulaspora globosa
Lineage: Eukaryota; Fungi; Ascomycota; Saccharomycetes; Saccharomycetales; Saccharomycetaceae
Gene: RAD33
Product: Rad33p
Exons: 1
Coding region: 1-522 (173 amino acids)
Source: RefSeq, a predicted model, not a curated record